AUGAGCGCUGCAAAGACCGGGAAGAAAAAAAGUAAAGCGGACGUACAGAAGGGGUUGGCUAUCGGAGGGUUAGGGGCGUUGGGGGCACCUAUGAUUUUGGAUGCAAUGGACGGCGGUGGUGGCGGGUUUAUGGGAAUAGGUGGAGGUAGUGAUGAUGAGGAGGGAGAUGGUAAUGGCGUCCCCAGUGCCGCUAGUAAUAAUAACAGUGUAGUUGUGAAUAACAAUAUCAAUACUACAGCUGCCGACCAGAUGAGCGGCGGUGUGCCACACAUGGGACAGGCCAAUAGCAGCAACAUUAACGCACUAGAUAUUAACCGUAAGAGGUACGCCGUAGGGUACUAG
This is a messenger RNA of Sphaeroforma arctica JP610, 342 nucleotides long. RefSeq lists its product as hypothetical. The record is from RefSeq and is a predicted model, not a curated record. NCBI's taxonomy places the organism in Eukaryota, Ichthyosporea, Ichthyophonida. The transcript has a single exon. Bases 1 to 342 code for a protein of 113 amino acids.